AUGCACCACGGGCCAUUCCCCGAUUUGAUCACGGAGUGGUGUCUUGAGAACAAUCCACUCCUCCACUCGGACCCGUUAAUGUCACAAGCCGGAGGCCCAUCGUCAAACCUUGCCGUCAGCCAGAUGAGCCAUGGUCUCUCGUGGGAUCCCACAAAUUUCAGUCCCGACCCGAACACCGUAUCGAUGCACGCCAAUCACAAUAUGGACUAUUCA
Mesorhabditis belari is the source of this 213-nucleotide messenger RNA. The record is from the annotation of a GenBank genome assembly. NCBI's taxonomy places the organism in Eukaryota, Metazoa, Nematoda, Chromadorea, Rhabditida, Rhabditidae.